ACGUUACGGACCGUGUCAGCAGUGGUGGUGUUAAGGUGGCUAUAGUAUCUUUUCCUCCGCGUCGCUUUUAGCAGCUGCAGCGGUUACCAACCCAGAGCUGAAUACCGAGCUGUUCUGAGGAGGUAAACAGGCUAUUUUUGGGAGGUUUAUACGUGUGUUACAAGCAACAAUAGUGAGAACAGGGCAAAUGAAUCGGCUCAUCCGGGAUGCGCUGAGUCGCCUCUGUUUCCACAAAAGUGCAUUCCAGGGGAUUGUUGUUUCCAGUGCAUGAGGUCUAGGGAGGAUGUUAAAUACCCCAAAAACCACAAGAUUGUAAGCUGUAUAAAUGUUGCUUAACAUUAGUAGUAGCCCAAAGACAGUCAGGACGAGAGAUUAGCAGCCAUGCUGCUUGGUAGCAAUAAGCAUGAAUUGGGAUAUCCAUGUUUAGCCUACAUCCCAAAUGCUUAGGAUAAUCUCUAUUGUUUGCUUACACUUCAACAGUGCAGUAUUGUUUGGCUAGCGGUAAAAAAAAAAAAAAAAAAAGAGUAUACAGUAAUCUUAGUUUAGUCAAUUAUGCAGGUUUAUCUUCAUUAAUACUUUACCAUUUAGAGAUUUUGUUUUUAAAGUUUUGUAUUCCAAUUUAUUCUCCCAAAACCAGCCCACUAAUACAUUUGCUUGUUGCGUUUACUCGUAUUGAGAGAGCAUGGAUGAAACCCUGGGUCUCUGACUCAUGAAUGGUACUGCAGUGUUUCAUGUCACAUUUUAAGAGCACUCUGUUGCUGUGUUGCCCAUGUCAUAGUCCAGACCUGACAGACAGUAGUAAGGAGUAGUCAUCCCCUGCGUGGCGUUGGUGCUGCCUGCUCACUGAUAUAAAGGGAUGAUGUAAUGAGGAAAGAAAAAGGGCCAGCAGCGAUGGAUGGUAUCCGAGUCCCAAUUGAAUGCUGGGUGAGAAGAGUGGGGAGGUGUCCAGGAUGCACAAAAUGUAACACUAUCACUCCGGGAACCUCACACCACUCCCGGUGUGGCCUACCUGGCCUGUGUGUGUGUGUAGGCAUUACUGGAGGGUAUCUCUAUGUAUUUCUUUGACUGACAUACUUGUGUCUGGGAGAGAGGAAGCGACACAGCGGGAUGCAGUAUGACAAGCAACAGUUGGCCGCUAUCUGUCUCACGAGGGGCCAAUAUACAGGCUCUCAUAGAGAGAGGCUUAAAUAUACACACUUAAUGGGGGAUCAUUGCAUUUGACUUGAUUGAUGGCCAAUGAGCCAGAGAGUAUGUCUCUGUUAGCGUCAACUCAGUUGCACCUGCCAGUUUAGAGUUACCGAGAGGGAGACCGUGUGUGUGUGUGUGUGUGUGUGCAUGCAUGUUUGAGUGAGAGACAAAGAGGAAGAGAGAGUGGGCGGAGGAAAGGUGAUCAAGGCAGGCCAUCGGGGGAAUAGACAGUGAUACAUUUUCUCGUGAAAGCACAGAAUGUAACAGGGGGUUACUGUCAGAGUUACGUUUUUCUCUCUCUUUAUUUCCCUCCAUCUCACACACUUGCUCUGCUGUCCUCUGUUUGCCUGUCUUUCUCCUCCAUCUUCCCAUCCCUCUGCCCGUCUUCAGAGGCUGAUGUCAUGGCUCAAGUGUUUUUUUUAAAAAGCUUGCUCAAUCAUCUUAGUCUCACUGAUUUACAGCUGCAGGACAAGCUUGUUCCCCCGACCUUCCCCAAUCACCAUCUAUAAUCAGAUCUCGCGUUUAUGAAGUGUUAUAAUUGCAAUAACUAAGAGCGAGCACAAGGGGAAGCAGCUGAUGGGGACACCUGGACAUUGUGCCUACACAUUUCCAAUGAUCAGAUGUGGAGGCAUUUCGAGGCAGAGACAGAAAUGAGGAUACUGAAGAAUAUGCAUAUUAUCAAAACAUAAUGUACGGGUACAUCUUUACUUAGACAUGUCCUGACCAGCCAGGAUCCUUGUCUUUUUGAACUAUCCUAAAUUCUAUUUCUGUCCAGUGAAUUUGAAUGUAUCCAUUUCAGUCGGCGUACGAAUAAACGCAAGUUUAUCGCAGCAGUGUAAAAAGGCAGACUUUAAAAACAGUCUCUAAGCAGUCAAGGAUUGAGACGUGCUUUGAACUAAUUAGAGACUCAACGCAGAGGUAUUAAGGAAUCUAUCCCGCUAAGUGUUGGAAUACUACCUUGAGUACACAGUAGGGCAUCAAUCUGCUCCGCUUUUGACGAUGCUUGACGAGUGUUUGCUGCCUGCUUCUUGCAGAUCAUCGCCAAUGGAUGAACACAUGCAGAAUUUGAACAACAUGGUUUUUAGAAUUUCUCUUCAUUGUAAUCAAAAAACACAUGCAGCACCUCAAUUCUUUGCUUCUGUAGUAUCCAGCCCAUCACAGAUUAAGGCAAUUCUGAAAUGUCUUGGGUAAAGCUAUAUGCUUUAUUAGAUACAACAAUAAAAAUAUGAUACUAUUUUAAUUAUUUAAUGUAAUGGAGCAAGAUGUGUGUGUAUGUGUGUUGUGCUGCAGGGCUGUGAGAGUGUUGCUGUUGGGAUUCUCUUAAUCAAAGACUGUAUGAAUUGUUUAUAUCUACAGUGCUCUGUAGGAGAAAAAUGCUUCUGUUAGACCUCAGAGGUCUUAAACAUUUUGGGAUUAUGGUUCGCUGGUUUGAAAUGUAUCAUAAAUGGCUUACUUAUUCUUAAUUCACAUCUAAAAAUUGUAUUUACUGUAUCUGCUAGCUCAUAUUCCGCUGCAUUGUGUGCCGUACAAACGCAAGCGUUGGUAUCGUCUCUGCUGAGCAAUAUAUUGAUGGAUACAUAUUUCCCUUUUCUGCUCCCAUGGUUUAAGUGUUUUCCAGUAAGUGACACUUAGUAAUGUGUACAGGCGCAGCUCUCCUGCUUUUUAUAAUCUGCCACUUACUUAACUGGGAAUGGCGGGACCUUGCAGAAGCUGAUAAUGAAUUAGGUGUUGAAACUGUACUGGCGAGACCGUGUCGACGCGGCCCACUGUAGUCCGGAGUUGCUCAUAGGUCAGAGUGUCAGUGUGUUUGAGUGAGUGUGUGUCGGUCGCCAUAAAAAUAGUUUGCUCUGGUACUUAAAUGAGAUCAUUCCUAAGCUGCUGCUGCUGCUGCUGCUGCUGCUGUGUCAUGUCCGUUUUAAUUGUUUUUAUAAAUCUUUGCUUCACAUGAAAACAAAAAAAAGUCGCGUUUUAGUUUUAGUACAUUAAGGGUUGUGAUCCAGAACUGUGAAACCACAUCAAUUAGUGAUGUUUGCUCAAGAUGUUGAUGGGAGAUUUUGUCUCGUCAUCUUUUGUAAAGUCACAUGGGUUAAAGGAUAAUGUCUGAAGUAAAUAGAUAAUAUCUUCAAUAGCGACCUAAACUAAUACUUUAUUGGUCUCCUGAUUCUGGCUCCGAAGUGACAUCAUUAGCACCUGUCAGUUGUCAGCUUUUCACCAUAGCUCCGUGAUCCUCGGCUCGUGGUCAGAAAUGUCUGUGGGGGGGCCAGCUGCUUUUUUGACCACGUCUGCAGGCACACCCAUUACUGUGGUGUGCUGUGGAAACCCCAACGUCUGAAGCCCGAGUGAUUGGUGGACACAUAGUUGCAGGAGGGCUACAUAUUAUUUGGAGCCAUCUAUGACCGUGUAGCUUGGAUUUCUACAUUGCCGCUUCAUCAUUGAUCCGGAACAUCUUAACUAAGGCCAUCCACGGCACUAGUUAUUUUUCUCCAUUCCUUGGCUUUAGCAUGUCCCUUAAGUCCACUGUUGACGCUAUUAAACAUUCUGGACUUUCCUUAAUUGAUCUCCGAAAGCAGUCCAUUUGAAAUGUAGACACAAGCUGCUAAUGGAGCCACAUUACCAUACAUUAACGGAUUCCCUUCGUAGAGACUGCUGGACUCUUCCUGAACCCUACCGCACAGUAAUUCGUUAGAUGUUGAUUUUUGUGCCCGUUUUGUUUAUUGUCAAGUAUGGGUGUGAAGGGAGGAGAUGGAAGUGAUCUAAAUAGCAUGUUGCACAGUAGCUGCCUGGUCGGUUUUAGGUAUCCAGGCUCCAAAUGUGAGAUGCUAAUAGCAGUUGUUACAUCAUCAUUCUGAGAAUAGCAGGGAGUCUGGGGUCUAGAGGUGCCUCUGGCUGACCGUGCUGCAUAUAUUCAGCCUGUGUGUGUGUGUGUGUGUGUGUGUGUGUGUGUGUGUGUGUGUGUGGUCAUUUCCAAAUAUACAGUCCCAUAUGGAUUACACAGCAGUACGAUUAUUAAUGACACAGGUGAGUGGACACGUAAUUAGUCUGUGUAUAUUUACAGCCCGAUGUGACGCCGACUGAACGCGGCCUACCAGCGAUAAAAAGAGAGAGAGUCGCUGUGUCUGCCUCUCUCCGUGUGCAUCUCGGGAGCAAGCCGUCUUCCCAGGCAAUCAAAAGUGUCAGCGUCAGAGAGAAAAUCUCAUGCGAGAACAAUUUGACACUCCUGUCAUUUUUUUUUUUGCGUGGAGUGGUCCACUUGACAUAGCCCCACGCUGACGACACCGGCUGCUGUGUGACAUUAAAGCCCUCUCUCUGUCUGCUCACUCCCACCGCCAUCCCGCUUUCAUUUCACCGUACAUAACACGUCAGAGAUGUACGGACCUGAUGCAUUCCGCACCAUAGAAUUACAUAGUUUGUGUUUUUUACAGUAUGUGGAGGUGAGUGUGUCUGUCCUUGUGUGCAUAUGUGCGUGCAGACUGUGUGUAUGGUAUGCACUGGUAUGCACAAACGUGCGCGUGUGGUAAAAUAGAGAUAGUCAAACCUGUCGCUUAGCCCCCACCCAUCUACACCGGAGGGGGUAACUUUCCAGUCCCAUAGACGAGCAUGUCUGAGUCUGAAAAUAGCCGUAUCUGAUCACUGCUUCACCCAAACGGGGGACUCUCUUUCCCUGUCACUCCCACUCUUUGGCUCUCUCACUUUCUCCUCGUUCUGUUGUCUCUGUGCUCCCCAGGCAUUAAACGGGGAAAGUGUGUCCCCCUGCAGCAGAUCAGUAAGAAGUGCUCUUCAAUAUGAAUACAGAUAGCGGAGGAUGCUCUCGCAAAAGCGCGGCCUUGUCACUCAUGCUCUCUCCCAUGAAGAGGGUCCAGAGCUCACCAAAUCUAGGCUCAGGGAGUGAUUCUCACUCAUCAGACUUGGAUUCUUGGCGGUCACGCAGUGCAACAGAUGACUUUAGGAAUGGAGACGCCAGCAGCUCAUCUCUUGCUGCCAAAGGCUUCCGCAGUGUCAGACCCAACCUGCAGGACAAAAAGUCCCCAACACAGGAUAUGAGUCAUGUGCCAUUGCCACCCCCCAGAAGAGAGAGUUUAUACUUCUCACCCACGGGCACUAAUCCGCCUGACUACAGCUCCCUUGGUGCCCUGGCUAAUGAUUUUACCCCUGGGACGCUAACAUUCACGCAGAAUGGGAAGGCAGUUUUGAAAGAGUCCUACACUAUUAGUAGCACCUCCUCUUACUCUUACUUGGAGACCAACGCAAACUCAGUCCAGCAGGCACACCAGUCCACUCUCCUGGAUGACAUGAGCAGCUCUAGUGCAUCUGCCACCACUAAUUCACAGGCCCAGGAGCGUAAGGUGUCUUCCCUCAAACUAACCCCUGUCACCAUCCCCGACCCCCCGGCUCACCGCAACUCCUACCUUCACCCCCAACCUAAGACCCAGACCACAGGUUCCCCUCCACCGACUUCCCCGCCUCCACAAAGGGGUCCCACUCCGUCUCAACCCCUGACACAGGCGGCCACGCUCUCUGUCCGCUUGGGCCCGGAGGAUCUCAAACAUCCGGAGCGUCGGGCUUCAAGCACCACAACGGAGCUAAAGGUCCCAGAUCGAGCCCCAGAUCAAACCCUGAGCCGAACUCCAGCCCAGGUGGAGAUAAUGAAGGCUCCUCCUGCAGUUCCACCAAGACCUUCUCCUGCAGAGCUGUUGGGCCAGGUCCUCUCUCACGCUAUGAAUGGGAGUGCUCCACAGAGGCCCCUCUCUCCUCUAUCCUAUCCUCCUCCCCCCACCUCACUCCACACUGGGCUCCAGAGACAGAGCCGGAGUUCAGAGGGCAGCGAGUCACUUACCAGAGAGUCUGUGGUGCUGGGCCACACCAGCGUCAGCAGCACGGUGCCCAUCGCUCGCUUCUCAGAGGAGGAGAAAAGGGUGUCCGUUAUCAAAGCCCCUCAUUACGAAGGCAUCGGCCCCGUGGACGACUCUGGCAUCCCUAUUGCCAUCCGCACGACGGUGGAUAGGCCGAAGGAUUGGUACAAAACUAUGUUCAAACAGAUCCACAAGGUUCACAAAGCAGAUGAUGACUAUUCUGACACAUACAACGCAACAUAUGCUGUCAUAAACAACGAUGACUACAGCCUGACAUCCCAUGCCACCAUGGCCCACCCUGCUCCCCGGACACAUACGUACAGGCCACUCGCCAAAAGCCCCUCGGACAACGGAGGGCAUCCGGGCCCUCGUGAGCCUCCGCCGUCCCCUGUACCCCCACCACCUCCGCCCAUGCCAUCUCUCCUCCAGCUGAGGGCCAGAGACAGCGACCGUGAGAGAGACUCGCCUGACGCGAAUGAAUGGGGUCCUCCCAACAGGAAGGUGGACACACGAAAGUACCGCGCAGAGCCUAAGAGCAUUUUUGAGUACGAGCCGGGAAAGUCCUCCAUCUUGGAGCAUGAAAGACCAACCUAUGAUGACAUAGAUUUAGAGAACGAGCCUUGGUAUAAGUUCUUUUCCGAGCUGGAGUUUGGGCGGCCGCCUCCUAAAAAACGGCUGGAUUAUAAUCCAGACAUCUCCGCUCGCCAACGUAUUGAGACAUCCCUGCACAUCGCUCCUGCUCACAAGGCUCCUGAGAGACCUGCAAGUGCUGCCAGCGACUACAGGAAGAGAAGGAAGUCUGAGCCGACGAGCUCCCAAGUCAAUGCUCAGUCUCAGAGCAGAGCUGCAACUUCCCCUAAACCAGUGGACGCCUACAGACCCAGCAGCAGCCUAAAGAAACCGGUGGUUCAUUCCUCACCGUCCUCGCCCUCCAGAGCCAAAGGUGGGGACGCAUGCAACAUGUAUUCAAACAGUUUGACCUCCCCAGGUCCUUAUCAUCUCCCCCCUGUCCCCUCCGACCCUGUCCAAUGCCACGAGGAAGCCAGUGAGGAAUGCAGCUCCUCCUCCAAGCAGUCUGUGUGUUGUAAGAACAGUUGGCAGACGAAUUGCAAGGAUGCUGAGACAUGGAGCAGUGCAGAUGAGGUGCCACCUGUCCCUGGCAAGCUCAAGUCACGCAGCUGUGAUGACUUACUCAAUGAUGGGCAUUCUGGCUCAGGCGGGCGCAACGCCACCCGCUCAGAAAGUGCUGGGUCCCUGGUUUGCGAUGGGAAUCCCUCAGGUUCGACUGGAUCCAUCUCCACCCGCUCGCUGCCUCGCCUCCAUCGGCGACGGGCGCACGAUUCACCAGGCUUUCUCCAGCUCUAUCGCAAGAUGCACCAGAUCGACCGAGCUCAUCUCAUCCCAUCUGACGUCAUCCGCUCGGUCCGCGCUCGCAUCCUGGAGCUAGAGGGCCAGCCUCACCUGCAUCGGCAUCGCCUCUCUCCUUGGACGCCCUCUUGGGGCAUGGAGGUGCCACGCGAUACGGUGCCAAACCGCAUUUCUGCAUAUGAGCUCCUUAUUCAGAAGUCCAAAUCCAUGCCCAACUUGGGUGAUACUGAGGUGCCUUCAGGCGCUACCACGCCAGGCGGCUCGUCCUCUCGAGCCAGCAGCGGCGGCGGUGUCACACCCAGUUUUCCGAAACGUCGUUUUUCCAUAGAGUCUUUACUAGAGGAAGACAGCAACGGCAACAGUGGAGCAGUCCCUCACACCAUGGAUCACCGGCAUCAGCCUCGUAGCCCACCUGAGGGCCAGCCUCGUGUUGGGCCGGGGCCCAGCCGUGGGCGGUCCUUUCCUGCUCCUCCUGUUCCUCAAGGCCCACAAGCCAACCCAGACUACUCUGACAGUGAACAAGACGCUGUUGCGUCAGACCUCAGCGACUUCAUCCAGGCGGAGGGCUCCUCAUUUUGCAGUGAGAGUGACUUUGACCAUUGCUCACUGACCUCCUCUGAGAGCUUGUACGGCUCUUCCAACCUUCACCACCACCACCUCCGUCAUCAGCACCACCAUCACCACCAGCACCCUGGUCACCAAAGUUUAGGCCAGAGCCAGGGCUACCAACACCGCCACCUCAUCAGCUCCUGCAAAGGCCGCUGCCCGGCUUCUUAUACCCGUUUCACAACCAUGCUUCGCCAUGAGAGAGAGCGAGCGCGCCAGCAGCACCAGAGACCUCCACAGCAGAGCAGCCAUUCCCAAAUCCAGAGCUCACAGUCCCAGCAAGCAAUGUCCAAGCUGGCCUUCCUGGUCAGCCCAGUGCCUUUCCGCAGGAAAAAGGGCUCCCCGCCUACCUCCAGAAGAAGUAGUGGUGGCGCAGAUCGAGGUGGCAGACCCAAGUCCAAACAGGCCAUUUAUGAUGCACUAGAUGCAGCCUUGAGAGACAUAUAUGAGCACAUUCAAGCAGAGCGAGGCCACAGAGGAACGAGGGCACCCGAUGAUAGCAUCCUGAGGAGAAUACUGGCCGAACUGCUGCCGAAUGUGCCUGAACGAAGCUCCUCGUUGCGGGGGAGGAGGGGUUGUUGGCAAGGGGGGCAGUUCUCUGCAUCUUUGUACCCAGAUGGGAGCCCCACUGAGUACGCCUCACAUAGAGGGGAUCCCUCCACACCGCGGAUACAGUCACCAAUCAGUGCCUGUUACGGACGCCACUCAGACACCGCAAACAAUAACGAAUAUGGAGAGGAGCAGGGCAAUGGAAACGGUCUCUGUUAUUCAGGUGGAGAUAAUACACGUAUUACACCCCCGUUAUGCAUGAGUACACUUAGUCAUACCAGCACAUAGUGUUUUCUUUGACUAAACAUACAGUAACGAACAUAUACACAUUAUCCACCUACAUUUACCUCAAUGUCUCUUUCAGCAUUGCAUGGGCCUGUUGCUCAAUCGGUCAGCCGAUACAUCCUUUACUGUGCUGUUCUGUGUAUGAGAUUCAGUAAGAAUGUUUACUGUAAAUUCUCAAGUAAAGCCUGGUGUUAAAAUAUCUGCCAUUCUUUUGCUCUGUGAUAAGCUAACGUCAGUGAAACUAAACCCGUCCUGCUGGUGUUUCACAUUAAAGGUCUGCUUCUAAAAUGGGAGGAUUAGGCUUUUUGAGCUGCUGGAAACCCUAAUUUGCAACAUAAAAAGAAAAGCUGGAUUGACAGUAGCUUAAUAGCUUGAACAAAACAACGGCAGAGUGGGAAGAAUUUGAAUUAAAUAGUGAGGGGGAACAAUAUUUCUCAUAGAAAGAGAAAAUCAGAGUAACAGAAUAGUAAGUAAGAGCAGUUCAGAGAUAUAUUUGUCUCAAAUGAAGGCCUGAGUUUUACUGUAAUUGAGGCAAAUCAUUAUUUGAGAAUUCACAGUUUAUUACUCUGGUUGAAGUUAAUACAUGCGAAUAUUCCUCUGUAUGUUUAUCAUUUGAUUAUUGGUUUGGUUAUAUGAUGUGUUUAUGGAGUCGUCUUUCUGUCCCACAGUCAUGCUUUCCUUCAAGCCAUUUGCUUGUAUGUUCGUGUUUGUAUAUUUCGUCUUCCCCUCUUUUCAUUUUGUGUUUUCAGCAAUAUUCAACGGCAUGUUUCAUAUUGUGGGAAUUACAAUCACCUUGUUUUUCCAGUGAAAUGGAAAUAAAACAAUCUUUUUUUGACCCCGGAGCUUUCAUUCCCUCAUUUACUUGGUUGGAAUGGUGUCAUUUCAUCACUGUUACCAUUCAGUACUUUCGCCAAAGCACAUUUCUGUAUUGUGAGCAUGCAUCAUGUGAUAUGAUUGUGCUUACUACGGUAACUCCUGUUACCUUUCUCACGUGUCUCUGCUAA
Messenger RNA from Anarrhichthys ocellatus (wolf-eel), 9850 nucleotides. It is a transcript of the gene sorbs2a, whose product is annotated as sorbin and SH3 domain containing 2a. NCBI's taxonomy places the organism in Eukaryota, Metazoa, Chordata, Actinopteri, Perciformes, Anarhichadidae. Gene Ontology annotation, molecular function: protein binding. Gene Ontology annotation, cellular component: plasma membrane. The coding region runs from base 4971 to 8849 and encodes 1292 amino acids. The transcript is spliced from 17 exons. The record is from RefSeq and is a predicted model, not a curated record.